AUGAGACAUUCACCACGCACAUCGAUAUUUAUAUGGAUUAUAUUUCUAAAUAAUCUGCAAUGGAAUAUUGCAGCCAAAGUCAAGACAAAAGUAGUGCUCUUUCAAAAUGCCACCACCUUCCACAAUCCCGACUACUUCAAUCGCUAUGAUAUCUCAUUUUCCGAGGAUCAUCAAAGUAUGGACUGCGAUACGAUGCUAAUACGUAACAUCACCGAACCGCUUUGGGAUAAAUUCAGUGUUGAAAUGAAAUUGAAAAAGGAUAACAACUAUCGGGUCCUUGUCACCUAUGUGUUUAAUGUUUGUGACAUUUUGGGUAAAUCUUUUAAGGAGUCGACCAGCCUAUUUGGCCUCUGGGCACAAAAUAUGUUGAAAUAUGGUAAUCUGCCAAAGUCAUGUCCUAUACUGGCGAAUCUUUAUAGCUGGCAUAAUUUUCGUAUAGAAAGGACUAGUAUUCCGCCGAUGGUUUUGAAUGGUUAUUAUCGCUUGAAUAUCACCAAUUUUCUUAAGAGACCUCAGGGCAAUGUGAUCAUAACAGAUUCUACGAUGAUUAUGGUUGUUAAAAUGAAAUAUUAA
Musca vetustissima is the source of this 573-nucleotide messenger RNA. RefSeq lists its product as uncharacterized. NCBI's taxonomy places the organism in Eukaryota, Metazoa, Arthropoda, Insecta, Diptera, Muscidae. The transcript is spliced from 3 exons. The record is from RefSeq and is a predicted model, not a curated record. Bases 1 to 573 code for a protein of 190 amino acids.